Molecule: messenger RNA, 995 nt
Organism: Cicer arietinum (chickpea)
Lineage: Eukaryota; Viridiplantae; Streptophyta; Magnoliopsida; Fabales; Fabaceae
Product: calcium-binding protein KRP1
Molecular function (GO): calcium ion binding
Source: RefSeq, a predicted model, not a curated record
AUUGUUUGCCUAUCUUUAUCUUAUAUAAGAAGCUCAAAUUAACAUACCCUUCUAGCACAAGCUACCAAUUAAUAUUCCCUUCACUAUCCCUAGCAACUUCUAAUUGAAGUUUCACAUAAUAUCCACUAUAUGGAAUUAGAUUUUGGCAUGGACUUUGAGGAUUAUUUUCCAUCCAUGAUUACACGUUUAGGGGCAGAAGGGUUUAUAGGUGAACUUUGCAAUGGGUUUCGUUUGCUUAUGGAUGUGAACAAAGGUGUUAUAACAUUUGAGAGCUUGAAGAUGAAUUGUUUCAUGCUUGGUUUAGAAGUGAGGGAUGAUGAGCUUGUUUGCAUGCUAAUGGAGGGUGAUUUGGAUGGAGAUGGUGCUUUAAAUCAAAUGGAGUUUUGCAUUCUCAUGUUUAGGUUGAGUCCAUGUUUGAUGGAUGGACCUAAAAUGUGCACCCAUCAAGGUGUGGAUCCUAUAUUAAUGUGAUGCAAAUCUUAUAUCUAAUUCACUCUCUCACUCUUUUAGCUAGCUUUUCUCUUAUUUAAUAGUAACAUAACAUUUGAUCCUUUUAAGAGAAUUGAGAGCUAGAAGAAGUUAGAGGAUAUGUUAUUGUAACACUUUUUAUAGGUUAAUGUUAGUAAGUUAAUUAUUAUGUUAGUGUUAGUUUACUUUUUGAAAAUAUUUUUUAGUUUUAAAAAUUUGUGUUAAUUUUAUUAUCUAACAAAUGAAAUAAAAGACUUUUGAAUUGAACAAUUGUUUGCAUUUUUAUAAACAACAAAAUUAUGUUUAAUAUUUUCAUAAAUGUAUCAUCUCAAAGGUUUAUUUUAACUUAGAAUGCAAACAAUUGUUCACUUAAAAAGUCUUUUAUUUUAUUUAAUAGUUAGUAAAAUUAAUAUCAAUUUAAAAAAUAAAACUAAAAAUAUUUUUACAAAGUAAACGAUUUAGUUUCGGAGUUUAAAUUCUAGAGAUCCAACUUAAAACUUUUUAUGCUCAUGUAUUUAUCAACUGAA